This is a messenger RNA of Cylicocyclus nassatus, 1608 nucleotides long. NCBI's taxonomy places the organism in Eukaryota, Metazoa, Nematoda, Chromadorea, Rhabditida, Strongylidae. The record is from the annotation of a GenBank genome assembly.
AUGACAGUAAGAUUUUCAGAGGAAGGCCAAAGCUGCUUAGCUUGUCUUUUGGAUGUAGCCAGAUCCAUGGGUGAUCCAGUACAUUUGCAUAUGGAAAAUGGAAAAUUGGAAAAUGGUCAGGACACACUGUGCUCAAAUGCUAUAAAUGCGUUGCGUGCUAGGAUAAUACAGGAUAAACUCUCGCGAAAAUGCAGUGAAGAGGAUCUGAAACGCAUGAACGAUGGCAAUUGGUGGCUAAGCACUUUUGUACGAGCACAUAACUAUGAUGUGGACAUCACUUAUGCUGUAAUAGCUGAAUGCAUACAAUGGCGAAGGAAUUUUCAAGUUGAAAAUAUUAGUAUCUUGGGUAUGAAACCAUUACUUGAUCGACGUGUGGCGUAUUUGCACGGAAAGGAUCUAGCCAAUUAUUCAAUUCUCUGGAUAAACCUAGCCCAAUAUCGGCCUGGAGACACUGGUUUCGAGAACGUUUUUGUAUUUUGGCUUGAACGUCACACCAUGGAAACCAAGGCUCAGCCGCUGACAAUCUUAAUUGAUAUGACGGGUGCAAGUAUGAAGAAUAUGGAUUUCAACAUAUUCAAGUUUAUGCUGCAUGCAUUGAAAUAUUAUUAUCCGAGCACUGUUCGCGAUAUGCUUGUGUUCGAAUCGCCAGUAAUGUUAAACGCAUCUUGGAGGGUGGUAAAAUCCUGGCUUGACCCGGCUCAUCCACAAAUCCAGCAUGUUACUCGACAUAACAUCAACCAGUUCGUCGACAGCAAAUAUUUGCCAUCACAUAUGGGCGGCGAGGAUACAUUUGUCUUUACUAUGGAUGACCUCGCAAAAUGCCUGCCAGCUGGGCGCCAGGAGAAUGGCAACUCGUCCGAUACCGAGCUGAUUCAAGAGAAGAACAAUCUGGACAGCGUGGUCAUGAAAAGGGCAGUGACAUUUGAUGAUCACGACGACGACAUAAUAAGGGAAGUCCCGCUAACCUUGAACUCUCGAAAAAUGAGCAAUGGGAACGGAAAUGUGAAACGAAGCAUACCCCAAACAUUGAAGCCCGUCGUUGAUGCCAGAUUGAAUAGUCCCGAGGUGGACUGGAUUAAGAAUGCCUUCCUCUAUAUUUGCCCCCGUGAUGUUCUCACUCUCCAUCGGGUUGAAAAUUUUGCCGAAUAUGUGGAAGUGGUUGCUAUUCGAAACACAUCAACCGAAUCAGUGAUGUUCAAAAUCAAAACCACCUCACCCGAGAAGUUCCGAGUGCGGCCAAGCAUGGGUACCAUAUCACCUGGAUCAACUGAAAUCAUCCGAGUAUAUCUUCAAAGUGAGUACAAAACGUCAUGCAAUAGGGAAAAAUUCUUGCUGAUGGCAUUGGAAACAGAAAACAACAAUUUGGAAACGUUUACGGAUCUAUGGAAAAAGGUCGAUAGGGAGAAGAAAGUCGAACAAAAGUUGCGAUGCAGAGUAAAUGAUGAUGGUUCAAAUGAUAGUCCUGACAAGCCCGAAAGAAAGAUUAGCAGCGGAUCUCAUCAAAUCGACCAACUUCGAGCAGAAUGCAACGCAUUACAACGCACGGUCUAUCUACUCGUACUGAUAGUCAAACAACCACGCAUUGAGAGCUUCUAUCGCCGAGCUUGA